AUGGCAGAAACCAGGAAUCCAAGAAAAACCACCAAGCAAAACCACCAAGACCAAAACCACCUCUCCCAGAAACCACCCUCUUGGGCUGCUGUCAGAAGCUUCUUCACAUGCAAAGACCACCACACAACAGCAGCAGCAGCAGAAGAUUGCAUGCAAGAAAACAGGAAGAAGUGCAAAAGGAUAGGCUGUUCUGGGUCUUUCCGUAGUCUGAGGGAACAAACAAGAGCCAUGCACACGCAGGAACCAGCAGGUUCAAUGGGUGGCUGUAAUUCUUUGAGUAGAAGCUUGAAAGCUCCUCUCAAUGAGAUUAAUGGGGUUGGAUCUUCUUCAAGAGGAAUGAAUUCGAGGAGGAUUUCAGGUUGUUAUGAAUGCCACAUGGUGGUAGAACCAAGCAGUGCAGUUUCAAGAGAUGUUUCCUCUCUGAGGGCCACACUACACACUUGUCUUGACUGUGGGGAGGUUUUUACAAACAGUGAGUGUUUGGAGCUUCAUCAGGCAGUUAGACAUGCAGUGUCCGAACUGGGUCCUGAAGACAGUCGCCGAAAUGUAGUACAAAUCAUAUUCCAAUCAAGUUGGUUGAAGAAACAACCUCCUUUCUGCAAGAUAGACAGAAUCCUCAAAGUCCACAACACUCAGAAAACCAUAAACAGAUUUGAAGAUUACAGAAAUUCCAUAAAAGCAACAGCUAACAAGCACCCGAGAUGCAUAGCUGACGGAAACGAGCUUCUGCGGUUCCAUUGCACAACCUUUGUCUGUUCCAUUGGCUUGAGUGGAUCGACCAACAUCUGCAACUCAAUUCCAAGGUGUAAGGUUUGCAGCAUAAUCAGAAAUGGAUUCAAAACCAAUGGGACAGUUGGGAUUUGGACUACAGCUACUAGUGGAAGAGCACAUGACAGUGCUCGAAUUCCAUUGGAGGAAAACCGGGCCACGUUGGUAUGUCGGGUGAUCGCCGGUAGGGUGAAGAAGAUUCAUGAUGUGGCUGAAGAGUUCGAUUCAGUUGUGGGCCCCACAGGCACUUGCUCUAAUUUAGAUGAGUUGUUUGUGUUCAAUCCCAAGGCUAUCUUGCCUUGUUUUGUGGUAAUCUACAGAGUUUUGUAGUGUUUUCUAUGUGAGGAUUGGUUAUUUGAUUUCACAUUUGAGUUUUAUUCAAGUAAAUCUUGUUUAUUUCCAGUUUGAUUUUACUUGUUUUGGUUUGAUUGUGUUUGUAACGUCAUUCUAUUGAUGAUCUGGCAUGAAACAACCAUAGCAAAAAAUGAUUCUAGGUGGAGCUUUUAUCAGUAUGUGAUCAAGAACAGUGGUCAUGGGAAGUAGGCCCUGAUUGGGCUUGGGAGAUAAUGAUCUAGUGUGGGACAUCCAUGGUGAAAAUUCAUCAUCUGUGUAGCUUUUAUCAGUUCCUAAUCAAGGUCAGUGAUGAUGGGAAGUCGGCCCUGAUCAUGGUAAGUCAGUGCUGAUGUAAUUUCACAUUUGGGUUUUGUU
Magnolia sinica is the source of this 1476-nucleotide messenger RNA. RefSeq lists its product as uncharacterized. Bases 1 to 1098 code for a protein of 365 amino acids. Lineage: Eukaryota; Viridiplantae; Streptophyta; Magnoliopsida; Magnoliales; Magnoliaceae. The transcript is spliced from 2 exons. The record is from RefSeq and is a predicted model, not a curated record.